CAGUUCAGGGGAGGCGGGGGUGGUGGUUUGGUUGCCGCGCUGGGGCUUGCAGUUCCUGUGCGUCAUCAUUUCCUGUCAGCGUGGGGAGGAAGUUGAUUCCCUGGUGCGCAGUGUGGCCUUGUCGACAAGACAACAAGGGAAAUGAAGAUGAGAUUCCUGGGGAGGACCUGUCUUAUUGUCUUGAGUUUGCUUCCAGCUGUUUCUACACAAGGUGGAUGGCGUGUCGUUGGCUCUGAUCAGCCUGUCAUUGCUGAGCCUGGUGAUGAUGUCAUCCUGCCAUGUCACAUUUCACCCAGACUCAGUGCUGUGGACAUGGAAGUGAGGUGGUACAGGGAUGCAUUUGAAAAACCAGUCCAUUUAUAUAGUUUCAAAAUGAAUAUUCUGGGAACACAGGACAGUAAAUACCGGGGCCGCACUGCUCUCUCUCCCUCUGCACUGCAGACAGGCAAUCUCUCUCUGCAUCUGAGAAACCUCCAACCCUCUGAUAGAGGCGUCUAUACCUGCUUAGCUGAUGACGGAAGUCGGUAUGAAGGACAGACUGAAGUGAUAGUCGCAGCUCUGGGGACCCAGCCCUCAAUCUCUAUGGACUGUACACAAGGAGAGCAGACCCGGCUGGUGUGCAGAUCAGAGGGGUGGGACCCUGAACCUGAAGUGAUCUGGAGAGACAGGGAUGGAAACAAUGUGACAUCACUGUCCAACACAACAGUGCAGAGGGACAGUCAGGGGCUCCGCAGUGUCAGCAGCUACAUCAAAAUCAAACAGCAGUCCAACGUGUUCUCCUGUCUGGUUAGAAGUAAAACACCAAAACCAGACUGGGAAUCCAAACUUCACAUAUCCAGUGAUUUUUUCCCAGGAGUCUCUGGAUGGAUGGUGGCUUUCUUCUUGACUUUAGCUCUCAGUAUUGGAGCCAUUCCUCUGCUGGUGAUCCAAUGGAGAAGAAUGGAUGCCAUGGAGAGAAAGCUUGAGCCUAUGGCUGCUCAGCGCCUUGGUGAGGAACUUGAGUCUAUGAGACGGAUCCCUAAAUCAGAAUGGAAGUGGAUCCUCAGCUCAGCAGUUGACAGUUUGACUCUGGACCUCGAUACAGCACACCCCCGGCUCACCCUGCCUGUGGAUGGGAAACAAGUGAGAAGGAAAACGCAGGAUUAUAACAGUUCUCAGAGAUUUGAUUACAGGCGCUGUGUGCUGGGCAAGGAGGGCUUCACCUCAGGGAGACACUAUUGGGAGCUGGGGGUGGGAGAGAAUACAUUCUGGAGAUUAGGAGUCAGCAGAGAGUCUGCCCCAAGGAACGAGUUCAGCAUGACCUCCCAGCAGGGUUACUGGACUGUGGGGUGGGAUGGAGAUGAAGAUAAAGAGUUCAUUGCUCUCACUGACCCCCAGACCCCCCUCCCCCUGAGCCUGAAGCCCCAGAAGCUGGGGGUGUAUCUGGAUUAUGAGGAAGGGUGGCUCUCCUUUUACAAUGUGGAGACCAGAUCUCACAUCUACACUUUCACUGACAUGAAGUUCAAACCCAAUGAGAAACUCUAUCCAUUCUUCUGGACUUGGGACGAGAAAACAGACCUUGCACUGGUGUCCCCGGGGAAGAUGAAUGACAGCUCGCUCUUUCUUCUAGUCUGGAAAUGGAUUCUUUCUGCAUCAGUUGAUGUGACUCUGGACCCUGAUACAGCACACCCUGAGCUCACCCUGUCUGCGGAGGGGAAACAAGUGAGAAAGGAAAAGACACGGCAGGAUCUCCCUGACACUCCAGAGAGAUUUGAUGACAGGCCCUGUGUGCUGGGCAGGGAGGGCUUCACCUCGGGGAGACGCUACUGGCAGGUGCAGGUGGGGAAGAAUACACGGUGGAGAUUAGGAGUCAGCACAGAGUCUGCAGAGAGGAAGGGGGAGUUCAGCAUGAUCCCCCAGCAGGGUUACUGGACUGUGACGUGGUGGAGUGGAGAUAGAGGUGAGUUCACUGCUCUCACUGACCCCCGGACCCCCCUCUCCCGGAGCCUGAAGCCCCAGAAGCUGGGGGUGUAUCUGGAUUAUGAGGAAGGGCAGCUCUCCUUUUACAAUGUGGAGACCAGAUCUCACAUCUACACUUUCACUGACAUGGAUUUCAAACCCAAUGAGAAACUAUAUCCAUUCUUCUAUACUUCCUGUUUAACAGACCCUGUACUGGUGUCCCCUGACCCUGACCCUGUCAGCGCUGCAGAUUAAACACAUUGCUGAACCAGGAAACUAUUCAAACAGCUCAGACAAUCUCCUCUUCACUUUCACUGACGCUCUCUCUGCACUCUUCUGGCCUGAUGAGAAGAAAUCCUCUCUCUUCCACCCUCUUACCCUGAGCCCCUCCUCUUUAUUUCUCUACACCCCCUUUCCUACUCUCCCUUCCUGUCUCCCUCUCUUUACCUCCAUCUCUUCUCUCUCUUUCUCUCCUCUCCCCUUCUCCUCUCUGCCUCCCCUAUGGCUCUCCCCUUCUCUUUCUCUCUCCCAUCCCUCUGAUAUGUUAAUCCCUCUCUACUCUCCCUCUCUCCUCUCUCUCCCUCUCUCCACCCUGCCUUCUCUACUCUCCCUCUCUCCACCCUGCCUUCUCUACUCACCCUCUCUCCUCUCCCUCUCCCUCUCCUUCUCUCCUCCCUGCCCUCUCUACUCUCCCUCUCUCCUCUCUCCUCCCUGCCCCCUUUAAUUUUGUAAUGUGAUAUUUUGUAACAGCUGUAAGUCGCCCUGGCUAAGGGUGUCUGCUAAGAAUAAAUAAUGAGACUUUCUAGACAAUAGAUGAAUGCAUUAUUUUCCAUGUAAUCAAUAUUUACACUGAAGCUGAGAUGCUCCCUGAAUAUUAUUCAUUGCUAAACUCAGUGAACUGAUUUCUGCUAUUUUGAUAUGAAUCUUCUGUUCUGUUUUUGUAGCGCAUCUAUUUUCUAUCUUUCUUGAUAAAAUGUAUAAAAGAUAUAA
Messenger RNA from Acipenser ruthenus (sterlet), 2928 nucleotides. Its product is annotated as butyrophilin subfamily 1 member A1-like. NCBI's taxonomy places the organism in Eukaryota, Metazoa, Chordata, Actinopteri, Acipenseriformes, Acipenseridae. The record is from RefSeq and is a predicted model, not a curated record. Gene Ontology annotation, molecular function: protein binding. Bases 142 to 2193 code for a protein of 683 amino acids. The transcript is spliced from 11 exons.